UCGAUCAAAAAAAGAUCACAAGCAAGAAUUAUCCGCAGUGUUUGGUUUAACAAAGAAUCUCAACCAGAAAAACAUUAUCGUGAGUUGAUCAUGCUUUUUACUCCAUGGCGAAAUGAACAGGUCGAUUUAAUGGGAGCUUACUCUUCCUUUGAAGAACAUUACGAAGCUCGUCGUGAUGAAAUCAGUGAACAAAUGCAAGAAUAUGCGGUUUGUAGUGAAGAUUUAAAUGAAAUUCAACAUCACUUACAAGAAUGUGAUGAUGAUGCAUAUGACACAAUAGCACCAGUUACACAAGACACUGAACGUCGGGAUGAGAACGAAGGUAAUACAGAUACACAUCCAGAUUUAAAUGAAACAUAUGAUAUCUCUGAAGACUUGGGUAUCCCAUCAAGGUUACCUAAUAAUGAACCACUCAUUUUAAAUGAAAUGCAAGAUGAUGAAUACCGAGUUUGGUCCAAAUGCUAA
This is a messenger RNA of Paramuricea clavata, 465 nucleotides long. NCBI's taxonomy places the organism in Eukaryota, Metazoa, Cnidaria, Anthozoa, Malacalcyonacea, Plexauridae. The record is from the annotation of a GenBank genome assembly.